Messenger RNA from Aspergillus ibericus CBS 121593, 1327 nucleotides. RefSeq names its product putative extracellular exo-polygalacturonase. The record is from RefSeq and is a predicted model, not a curated record. Gene Ontology annotation, molecular function: polygalacturonase activity. Gene Ontology annotation, biological process: carbohydrate metabolic process. Lineage: Eukaryota; Fungi; Ascomycota; Eurotiomycetes; Eurotiales; Aspergillaceae. Bases 38 to 1306 code for a protein of 422 amino acids. The transcript has 4 exons.
GCUCCCAGGCAUUUGCAACGCGGAACCAGCGGCAACCAUGCAAUUGUUGGCUUCGGUUUCAUGCCUGCUGGGGCUGUUGGCCUUCAGCCAUGCCGGCCAUGUAGAAAACAACAACAACGUCUGCACCGUCAAGGCCAACGGGGGCCAGCAAGACGAUGUGCCUAAUCUGCUGAAGGCAUUCGAGCAGUGUGGCAAUGGAGGCACCAUCGUCUUCCCUGAGGACCAGUCAUACUGGAUCGCGACAAGGUUGCAUCCGACGUUGAACAACGUGGCGAUCGAAUGGCGGGGGAAGUGGACGUUCUCCAACAACCUCACCUACUGGCGCAACAAUUCCUACCCCGUGGCCUUUCAGAACCACCACGCCGGCUUCAUUAUCAGUGGCCACAACAUCUCCGUCAAUGGCUAUGGAACCGGAGGCAUCGACGGCAAUGGCAAUGCCUGGUACUCAGUUGAGAAAAGCGACACCCAGCCCGGGCGCCCCAUGCCCUUUGUCUGGUGGAAUGUCUCCGAUGUCGUCGUCGACAGUUUCUAUGUCAAGGACCCGCCCUUGUGGAGUGUCAACAUCAUGAACGGGACCAACAUGCGCUUCAACAACAUCUACUGCAACGCCACGGCCGUGGAUGCCCCUUGGGGCGAUAACUGGGUGCAGAACACCGAUGGCUUUGACACCAUGGAUGCCGUCAACAUCCAACUCACCAACUUCGUCUACCAAGGCGGGGAUGACUGCAUCGCCAUCAAGCCCCGCUCCUACAACAUCGACAUCCAGAACGUCACCUGCGUCGGUGGCAACGGCAUUGCCAUCGGCAGUCUGGGCCAAUACUUGGAAGAUAGUAGCGUGGCCAACAUCCGCGUGGAUAAAGUCAAGAUCAUCCGCUACAACGAAGACAUGCACAAUAGCGCUUACCUCAAGACCUGGGUCGGAGCCCUCGUCCCCCAGAGCUCCUACGAAAGCGCCGGUGUCCCUCGCGGCGAUGGGUGGGGUAGUAUCCGCAACGUCCUCUUUUCCAACUUUAACGUCCAAGGCGCCAGCGCCGGCCCGUCCAUCAGCCAGGACAGCGGGGACAACGGCUCCUAUGCGGGAACGAGCAAGAUGUCUAUCUCUAAUGUCGCAUUUGUCAAUUUCACGGGUUGGGUGGAUACUGCGAAAUCGGUCGUUUCGACGGUUUCGUGCUCGGACGUUCACCCCUGCUAUAACAUUGACUUUGACAAUGUGGUGUUGUAUCCAGGGAAGAAUGCGACGACACCGGGGACAGGUUCUUGCAAGUAUACAGCAGACGGGGGAGUGCAUGGCUUGAGCGGGUGUUGAUUCUGCUGUGCAUUGUUCCUG